AUGAUAGUAGCUACAAUGGCAAACCUAGCUUCGCAAGAUAGCGACGAUUUUGAUUACGAUUUUUCGCUAGAAGACGAAGAGGCAUUGAUCCAACUUGCUACUUCCGCUCGCCCCGCUGGUGAGCUGGUCCUAGACAAUGCUGCAGCCAUUCAUGCCACGGAUUUCACGUACAGUAACUGUGCGCCGAGAACUCACAAUGCGUUCGAGCAGCAGUCCUAUAUGGCGGCUCAUGUCGAGGCGCUGCCACGCACGCUGCCUUCACCAGUGUCGCUGGAUGGCGACAUCCAAUAUCCCGAUUUGAGUCGGGCGCUUAAGAAUAUCAACGAGGAGGCUCCCCCGCCUGCUGUGCAAACUACAGACCAGGGUAAAGCGCCCAGGUCAUCGGCGCGAGGUCAAGAGUCCGACGAUGGUCGCUCACCCCUCCAGAGGUUCCGGUCUUAUCCCAAGAAGCCUCUGACCGUGUCGGACUUGACAUCGGGCGCUUGGUGCGAACUCCAGUACUUUUAUACCCUUACUCGGCUACCUGGAGGCCGCCGGACUCGCACCGCGGCGAUGCGACAAGGCAGUGCUAUGCAUCAGAAGCUAGAGGACGAGGUGCACACGGCCGUAAAGAUCGACAUUGUGACCAAAGAGGAUGCAUUUGGUCUUCGGCUCUGGAAUUUUGUCCAAGGACUAAGAACCCUCCGCGACAUGGGCUUGACCCGGGAAUUGGAAGUGUGGGGUAUGAUUGACGGGAAUCUCGUCAACGGAAUCAUUGACAGCGUCAGCUAUGACAACCCAAACGAGGAAUUCGAGGAGGAGCUCUCCAGCCAAGAGUCGCAGGCGGCGCAGCUUCAGACGAGCAUCCGAGACUUCUUCCCACAAAAAUCAAAGACCGAGCAUCACCGCAAGGUCUACCUGACAGAUGUGAAGACCAGACGGUCACGCAAGCCCGUCACCCGUGCUGUUGUCAAGCCAGCCAAGGUCCAGUUGCUUCUGUACCAUAUGUUCUUGUGUGACAUGGCCGCGGGAAAAUUGGACUAUCUAAAGGUUUUUCGCCGCUAUGGGCUCGAUCCUGACGAUACAUUCUCGGAUACGUUCAUGGCCGAGAUCGGCAGUCUUCACGAUGAGAUUUUCGACACGCCCGCGAGCUCACAGGUAGCUCCAACAUCAAGUGAUAUUACCUCCAGUGGUGAGGAAGAUUCACGGAUGGCUUCGGCUCCUGACCUACUCAAGUAUAACACUCUCCGUGAUCUUAUCUCAUUGGUUAAGGAUGAAAUACGUCUCACAUUCCCUGAAGGGGCAGAUUCUAUCGGGCAAAUGCUUCGUGUUCACUAUAUUCACCAGGAAUCUGGGGAGGAUAUAGAUGUCUCUGAUUUCCCUGUAUCCAGGGUAGCGCUGGAAAAAUACCUUUCCAAAUACAUGGAGUGGUGGCGCGGAGAGCGGCCGGCCGAAGGGGUUGAGAUAGAGGAGGGUUUCAAGUGCCAGACAUGCGAGUUUGGAAACGACUGCUCCUGGCGGGAAAGCUUGGGCCAGCGCAUACUGGCACAGGCAGAGGAGAAGAGACGUGCACGUCAGGCUAAUGCACGCUGA
Clonostachys byssicola is the source of this 1572-nucleotide messenger RNA. The record is from the annotation of a GenBank genome assembly. NCBI's taxonomy places the organism in Eukaryota, Fungi, Ascomycota, Sordariomycetes, Hypocreales, Bionectriaceae.